AUGGUAAAAAGGAAAAGCAAGGAGCUAGGAGCUCACAAAAACAACGUAGAACUUCUUACGGAGGAUGAGUGGAUGCAACGCAAAAAUGUAUAUAUGCAGCGUUUGACGGACCUUCGGACAAGUGCAGCCUUCAUUGAAGAUGCCACCCACGAGUACAAGGAACUUCGGAAACAGCAGAUGGACGGUGAAAAGUGGAACACUUACUUAGCUUGUGACGGUCUGCCAGAUCCUAGUCGUCCCGACGAUAUUCGAAAAUUUGUCCAUCAGCUGAACUUUUUGGAAAAAGAAUCCUGCGCUAAAGAUAUAAGCUGGGCUCUUCCCGUCGACGAGCGAAGUAUAUUGUCUCACGCUCCUGACCGUAAGGAUAUGACUAGGAGAAACUUGGAAAAAACUAGACCUAACAUGGUCAAGCUCUACGAUGAUACGGUGCAACGUAUUCUAGAAACAAUUAGCCGUGUAGAAAGAGUCCUUCGCAACGAUGAUGAGCUACUGGACCUGCCAACUACUCAAGCACUGGAUCUUGCUGAGAUACCCGCGGAACUUCAUGGGACACUAGAUAAGUUUUUUGACAAGCUAACUUAUCGCGUAAUUUGCUCUCCCGAAGCAUAUAUGAUAAAUAAAGGUAGUUUACUAUCGAAUUACUGCUACAACUGCAGCAACUUUGACCUACAGAUAUGGGGACUGCAGGAUGUCCCGAUUCGUUUUAACUAUAUGAAGCUUCCGCUUAUGUGUUCUGAUCUGAACUGUGUUGGAGUGACUCUUCAACUACCGCUAAGCGUGCUCUGUGAUAAUCUGACCCUGCGCUGUGUCCACACUUUCUUUGAUCCUUUCUCCCAGCUGGCCAAAAGCUCUGAGCUGGACAUCACAGGGUCUAUGACCCCAAACUGUGGCCUCGUCGACAUCGGAGACAGUGUAAUGACCGAAUGGAUGACCCAGAUGGAUAUACAGGAGGAUCUUAUGAAUCAAAUGAGCCUGGAAAUGCAGAAAUACGAAGAGGGCAUUGUAGCGUAUGUAGAAGCAGAGGCAAAACGAAAAAAGGAUCCGGAAAAGUCAAAAAAGAAGUCCACUCUAAAGCCACCAAAAAUGCCACAAGAACUUCCUAUUGGCAUGUUUCCCGAUCCCUACAAGAUAUUUUUAGAGCACGAAAAACGAGAUUGUACCGACUUCUUUAAACGGAAUUUCCAUCCAGACCAGCUAAACCUGCUGCCUUUUGAGGUUAACAAUCGUAAAUUCAUCAUCAUGGGUGGCGUCAUCUCUUUGGUCUUUGUGCGAAAGGCCAAGCAUACCGCCUUUGAGAAAUUCAAUAUAACGUUGCAUGAGGAUGGUCGAGUUUUGCGUAAGGAGCUAGAUGUUUUGGAUGAAUCUCAUAAGGAAUUUUUGUCCACUAAAUUUAGCACCUUGCCAAGUCCUAGUCAUCCCAUUGAUCUUAAUACGGAAGAUGCCUCUGAGUUUAAGCUGCACUUGGAACCAGAUGAGCUACCCUUUUACUUUCUUACCUUCAAGAUGCCGAACCAUUUGUGCGUAUGGGGAGAACCCAUGGCCUGUCAAUUUGUUCAGCAUGUAAUCGAAAGUCAGCAGGUUGUUGAGAAUAUAUUGGAAAAAUUGGAUAAGAAGAAAAAGCCGAUGCGAAAGAAUUUCCGUAAAUCAGCAAGCAUUUUGCCAAAAGUAUCGACACCCGCAAAGGCUGCGAAUGUGCCAGAUGAAAAUGUAGAGGAAAUGCCUAAAACAAGAUACCAUCAGCCGGCACUACAAAGUUCACUCAACAUUUAUCGACCUUCAGCUUUGGCCAUUAUGCGACAAAGUCUUUUGGAACCAGGUCAGGGUUAUCAAAAUCCAAUUAAGAACGUUGACCUGAAAGGUGUGCCACUGACAAAGACGAACCUCGAACUACUUCGGAAGCACUGUUUACCUCGUAUCAUAUCCUCAUUUAAAUUUCCAAGGGAGUUCGUUAAUGAUGAGUUAGAAGAGCAGGCCAUCAAGAAGCCAGCGGCUUCAGCCCAGCUUUAUAGAAGGCGAGGCAACGAUUCUGCUCUGUCGGAACAAAUCAAGGAUCAUGUCUUUAGCUAUGAGGAGCAGUCUCUUCCCGAGCGAUUUUAUCCUGUGUUCCCAACCAUGGAACCCCUUCAACUUGGCCUUGAACGUAGUACCAAAGAGGAUACUUCUAUGUAUGGACUUUUUAGGACAUUGGAUGAUAUUAAGGAUAAAUACGAGGAUGCUCACAAAAAAAUUGAUGACCAGACUGUUCACACUGUCAGAAUGAGUAGACGUUUUCAUCCGGAGCCUAGUACGCCGAGUAGAACUAUCCGCCAGGGUUCAUUCUCACGACGGUCAACUAGACAAUUCGGAUUGGAUGUUGGCGGUAUAAGUGAAAUGCGACUGGCGGAAAUUGAGUACGAUCCCAGCAUAACAAGUGAUUCUGAGCCCCAACGAAAGAUAAGGAAAAAUGAUAAUUUGCAAUUGGGAACCCCUCGGAGUUCCGAACCCAGAAAGGUCUUCCUCUGGUCCACUGAAUUUAUCCUGGAGUCAGAGUACGAUAAGGAGAGUAAAGUACUUACUGUUAAAACGAAUAGAUUGGGAAACUUUGGUUUCGCCUACCUGAGAUACACGCAUUUUCCAUUUCGUCACUGGGAACUGGAGAAGAACGAGGAAAAUCCGGAUGAGCUCGUCUUAACCCUGGACACCCACCAUGUUCGUGUUGUCUUCUUUAUCAGCAAAGAUGGGUUCCGAUGUUAUGCGAUUGAUAUACCCAAGGAGUAUAUUGCCAGGCCGUAUAGAUAUAUAGAUAUAGAGAAACCUAUUGCAGAUUUCGUCGAGCUUCGCAAGCGUCUUCAGGAUCGUAAUCUGAAUGUUUUUGCGGAACAGGAUGCUUGUUUCUACAUCGAUCAGGGAUAUUUCUCGCAAAAGCACUUGGCGGCUGAGUAUCAUAUCUAUGAUGUGAUGACGGUGCACGCCAAGUUGAUAAAGUUUUCCCACAACCAGUGGAAUCGCCUGGCCGCGGAACGUGAUAUAGUGUUAUGCCUGCGGAAUAUCAAGGAUGUGCAUGAAGCAUCGGAGGUUACGGUGCGUGUAACACCAGAAAGCUCUACUUUCGUAGAGAUUUCGGAGUACUGUACUGAUGAUCUCAAGACAAUAAAACUGAAUUAUAAGAAGACCUGGCGAAAUAUUGGGACCUAUUCGGAUCUGCAUCAACUGAUCAACUCCAUGUACCCACAUGCCACGGAUAUGCGUAAUCGUGAUGCCAACCAGAUGUACUAUCUUCGUCAGCUCCUUCAGGAGAUCCGACCUCUGAGCUUUUCCUAGAGCUGGAGAUGCUGCUUAAUUGAAAACUACCAAACAAACACAAACCACAGCGUACACUUUCAAAUUAACAGCAAUUAAACUCAAUUGCCGUUU
Molecule: messenger RNA, 3393 nt
Organism: Drosophila eugracilis
Lineage: Eukaryota; Metazoa; Arthropoda; Insecta; Diptera; Drosophilidae
Exons: 10
Coding region: 1-3300 (1099 amino acids)
Molecular function (GO): microtubule binding; beta-tubulin binding
Source: RefSeq, a predicted model, not a curated record